AUGACCACCAAAAAUCUUGCAGGGCCCUCCAGACUAGCGCACACAUCUAUCAAUGCAUCUACUCCCUUGCGAAAGAAACGUGUCUAUCGCGAUGAAGAUAUCAUCGACCUCACAACACCAUCUCCUUCGCCCCCGCAGCGGCGACGUGUGCUGCCGAACCCUUCAACACCUAUCAUCAUAGCCAUGGAAUCGGAAGAAUCGUCGGAUGAGAAUAUUUACCCACCCUCUGCACCUAUACUUCCUCCCGAUAACGUCAAACAUCCUACCAAACCCAAGCCAAUCGCAAGCAAUUACGGAACCACAAAUACCAAGGCGAAGAGUUCACUACAGAAGCCCGCAACCACCCGAUCACGACCAACAUCUAAGCCUGAAAUUUCAAACUCGCCAUUGUACACAUAUACAGAAUAUACGCCACGCCCUGUUGUCCUUUAUCUUCGUACGGAGGAAGAAGUCGACGAGGCUUUAGAGGGAUUAGACGGUCCUCUAGGCUUCGAUUUAGAAUGGAAGGUAUCUAGAGGACGUGAACGCCCAGCAGCCUUAGUUCAGCUGAGCGACGCGUCCAUGAUCUUGCUUAUACAAGUCACUGCUAUGCCUCGGUUUCCUCCUAAUCUGAAGGCCGUGAUCGAGAACCCCGCGAUCCCGAAGCUGGGCGUAAACAUCCGCAACGAUGGAAUGAAGCUGUAUCGAGACUACGGUGUACUGGCCCGCAACCUUGUUGAACUUGGAGCACUUGCGGGCGCGGCGGACUCACGGUUCGCUGCCGCUUAUAAUCGACCAAUAGUCUCGCUCGCCAAGGUCACCGCCUGGUACAUGCAUCGAACGCUCAGUAAGGGCCCUGUACGAACAAGCGACUGGGAGCGUCCCCUGAGUCGAGAGCAGGUACAAUAUGCUGCAAACGACGCACAUUGCGCUAUCAUGAUAUACAAACGCAUCAUGGCUAUUGCCCGGAAGGAGAAUAUUACUCUUGAUCCUACGUCAUUCUCGUCUGACCUGGCGAAGGAGCUUGAACCACCACCAUCUGCCGCCAUCCCUGAAUCACCCUUUGAGGCCGCGGCUACUGCUGCGGCUCCCACCGCUGCCAAACCUGCAUCUCGCGCAACAACAGGCUUGAAAGUCAAGCCCCAGCACCUUCGUGCAUAUAAUCUCUGGCGCGAGGGGCACGGUCUACUCGACAUCUGCAUCAAACUUCGUAGUCGUGCAAACCCGUUGCGCGAGAGUACUGUCAUUACAUACGUUGUCACCGCACUCGAGACGGACCCGGAGCUACCAUUUUCAAUGACACGCUUGCAAACGCUGGUGAAGGGUGAAGCCGGCAGCUGGCAUCGACAUCGCGACACGAUUCUAGCUAUGGGCGAGGCCGGACGUGGUCAAGAUCAAGCCCAUCAUUGA
Messenger RNA from Peniophora sp. CBMAI 1063, 1389 nucleotides. NCBI's taxonomy places the organism in Eukaryota, Fungi, Basidiomycota, Agaricomycetes, Russulales, Peniophoraceae. The record is from the annotation of a GenBank genome assembly.